AUGCCAGCAUCACUACCAUUCAAACCCUCUCACGGCGUCGCACAGCUCGAACUCGGUGAAGCCACCACGAUGAAAGACGACCUUCGCUACAACGCACUACGCAACGCAGAUGCGCGGUCCGAAUCAAGUAAUACGGAAGUAGAGGACUGGGACACAGAAGAAGGCGACGUCAAGCUGUCACGGAGAAGGACAUUGUGGAAGAAAGUCAAGGCGUGGAAGUGGCUUCUCGAUACUGGAUUGCUUCUAAUUAUCGUUGUACUGCUCGUAGAGAAACGAUGGCGGCACUCCAGCAAAUCCCCCGCCUUCCAGCUCGCCGGUGACAUCACAGGCUUCGCGCCAGAAUUCUCACAGCAAAUCGUCACAUUCAAGCCCGACCCCGUAUUCGCGCCAGAAAACGCGAGCGAAUUCUGGAGCCGCGAGACGCAGCAUGCGUGGCUGGACAUUGUGCCUGGCAAGCCACCAAGCCAUUCCAUCGAGUGACCAAGCACUAACAAUCAUAUACAGAAGGCUUAGGCUACGUCAACGUGUCCAACCCCUCGCAAUACAACAACCUCCCGCACCCCGUCCACGACUAUCCCAACCACACCGUCUUCACAACCAGCGUGACCCAUCAAUUACACUGCCUCUACACCAUCGUCGAAGCCUACAACAUCCUCAAGAUACAGACCGAGUCGACUUCACCUCCAGCACACACGAUCAAGAUGCCCUGGCAUAUCAAUCACUGCUUCGAGUACAUGCGGCAGGCGGUUAUGUGCGCGGGUGAUGUGGCGUUGGAGGGUGCGGCGACGACCUUCCCGGCGGGUGAGGGUGGGGAGGAUCGUGGGGGGAGUGAUGGGUGGGAUUCCAGGCAUGUUUGUAAGAAUUAUGGCGAGGUUAAGGAGUAUCUUGAGAGUAGGACCAUGAACCAUUGGAAGUGGAUUAGUUCAGAGUAGUAUGGGUGGGUGUCGUGUAGGUAAUUGGAGAAUGAGCUUGGGGAGUUUGAUAAAUGAUAAUAAAUGAUUGUGGGAGUUUAGAAAGGACUAUAUGUUGGAUGAACAACUGGUCUUUCGUCUCGUC
This is a messenger RNA of Parastagonospora nodorum SN15, 1056 nucleotides long. RefSeq lists its product as hypothetical. Bases 1 to 480 code for a protein of 159 amino acids. NCBI's taxonomy places the organism in Eukaryota, Fungi, Ascomycota, Dothideomycetes, Pleosporales, Phaeosphaeriaceae. The transcript has a single exon. The record is from RefSeq and is a predicted model, not a curated record.